This is a messenger RNA of Laetiporus sulphureus 93-53, 260 nucleotides long. RefSeq lists its product as uncharacterized. Lineage: Eukaryota; Fungi; Basidiomycota; Agaricomycetes; Polyporales; Laetiporaceae. The annotation marks the transcript as partial. The record is from RefSeq and is a predicted model, not a curated record. The transcript has a single exon.
CAUGCGAGUACAUGCGAUGUCUGCGCAAGCGAUAUCAUAUACUCUGUUCGUCCUACGCAGAGCUCAAACAGGGUACUUACUCCUCGGCUCGGUUGCCAUGCUACCUCUCGUCCAUCCGAGAACCAUCCAGGAAGCAUGUAACUCAUCGAGAUGCACUCCGAUGGCGACGAAGGCGAAGAAGACAAGCGCUUGCGGCUCGGAGAUCGGACUAAUUCGAGGAAUCGUCGGUUAAGGCCGAGCAGCUGGUUGACACCCGACAG